Melanaphis sacchari is the source of this 912-nucleotide messenger RNA. RefSeq lists its product as uncharacterized. The record is from RefSeq and is a predicted model, not a curated record. The coding region runs from base 363 to 764 and encodes 133 amino acids. The transcript has 4 exons. NCBI's taxonomy places the organism in Eukaryota, Metazoa, Arthropoda, Insecta, Hemiptera, Aphididae.
GAUUCAUAUUAUUAUUAAUAUUAAUGGCAUAUGUCUAAAUAGAUAUAUUUAAAUACAUCUAUUUUGUUUUAAUUGUCACGGUUUAAUUUAACAGUCAUAAUUUGGAACAACAAUUUUUCGAACAAACAGUUGCUAUCAAAAGCUCGUAAUUCGCUCUUCAAAUAAGUUAGGAAUUCUGUAAGGAUAUUAGUAGCAAUCAACAUACCUCUGCAGCUUAUUGAUAAGUCGAAAUUUUGUCUGUAACUGCCAUACAGUCCAAAUUUAACAGCUUAUCCUCAUUAUUUUAUGGUUCAUCUCAAGUUUAUUAGUUAAAUAUUUCACUUUAUAUUCAGUAAUUUAUAACAACAGAUAACUUCAUCGAUAUGGAAGAUGAAUUGAUUGCAAAAUACCAGAUAAAAGAGUUAAGAGUUGUACUAGUUAGAUGUGAUGAUAUACUAGUAUCAAAUUAUGAAGCGAAAAAUAUUACUGAAAUAAAAAUUGAAGACCAGAUUGAAAAAUCACAUGUAAAGGAUACUUUUGUAGAUUAUGACCAUUCAUUUACGCCAUUCUCUGUCAAAAAAGAUGGGAAAACAUGUUCUUACUGUGUUAUGAAAUAUUCUGAAAAGAAGAAAUUAUAUGAUCAUCUGAAACUGAGCAUGGAGGAUAGCUUGUUUAGAUGUGAAGUAUGUAAUAUAGCAUUCAAACGAGACCCUGAUAUUAUUAUUGAUUUAGAAAGGGAUUGGAAUAAACGUAUUAAAUGUGAAAUCUGCCAUAUUAUAUGUUGAAUCAUUAUAAACUUGAAGCACUACAAUAAGAUUCCUAUGAUCUUAACAUCUUAGAUUUUUUUCCCAAAGAAGUAUUUGGCUAAUUGGAAACAUUAUAAUAAACAAUUUGGAAAAUAAUCAAAUUUUUAACUAGUAAAAAAAAAAUAGA